GGAGGUGGACCGAAUUACUGUACUCUUCCCCCAUGUGCGCUGCCCGCGGCCAUGGCGCCGGACGGUUGGCCCACCGGACGUCCCAGCCACUGGUGCAGCGAGGGGCGGCCGCCCGUGCGCGUGGAGCUACGCCCCUGGUGCGAAGAAGGCAUGGCCAUUUGCUCCUACUUCUACGAAGCGAUGCCCGAGGGCAUCCAGGUCGAGCGCGUGGAACGCUGGGAGAACCAGGCGAACUACAUGCCCUUCGCCGCCUAUCGCCAGGCAGUUCGUGUGGGCCUAGGGCCGGCGGAGGAGGUGGAGCUGUGGCUUUUCCACGGGACCGAUGCGGUGGACGCCGUCCUGGAGAACGGCUUCCGCAUCAGCCACGCUCAGCUCGACAGCCGACACAACCGCUACGGUGUAGGCGUUUACUUUGCGCGCGACCCGCGCUUGGCGCACCACUUCGCGCAGAUGAGCAAAUCUGGUAAGCAGACAGAGAUCUGUCAGGUGAUCCUGGCCCGUGUGGUGGUGGGCCGCUGCGCCCUGAAAGCGCCGUUGAAAGAUCAACGGCAACUGCUUCGGCCCGAGCACCGGGAACCACCCACAGGCUUCCACUCCUGCACCAGCAACUCCGCCCCCGGCCGCGAAGUGGUGGUCUUCCCCGGCAGCCCCGGCACGCCGGCCUACCCGGCCUACGUCAUCACUUAUCGCAUGCCGCGCGACUCCACGCGCAGCACCAGCUUGGGCAACCCCUACCGCGAGCAGCUUCUGCGCGUGGACUUUGAGGAUCGCGCCAGUUCACAGGCCUUUCACCGCUAUCAGCACCACUGGCGUGCGACCCUUCCACGCGAGCUCCGCGCUGAACGCGCUGAACGCGCCGACGGAUCGGCGGUCCGGAAGGCUGGUCAGGUGCCACAGCCCCUCUCGCGGAGAAACAGCUGCGAAGAACGAAGGCCCGCGACACAGCGUCUCGCGUCCAAGCGUCCCAGCUCCGCGCCCAGGAUGUCACGGCGCCCGGGCGCGGAGCGGCCGGCGGAGCCGGAGCCGUUGGAGGAGCCGGUCCCCUCAAUUGCAGCGCCGGAGACACAGGAGGCCCCAAAGGAGGUGCCAGUGAAAACCCUUUGGAUCUUCGACGAGGAGAAGUCACAGAAAGGUGUGGAGGUGGAAGUUCCAUUGAGCUGUCAGGCCCGAAGGAGAUCUGCCUUCGCAGCUGCCUGGCGCGAGGCAGCCUGGCACCCAGCGCCUCCAUUGCCACUGGCGGCGGCGAAGCUGGCCGCCGCCCAAGUGCCAGACAUGAGCGCCGUGAUGGCCUUGGGAGGUGCUGAUGCCACAGGCUGCUCGCUGGAUGCGGUCCAUGUGAUUGACAAAGGCUCCUUCACCUGGACCGCCCUGCCGCCCUUGUCCACACCACGUCAAGCGCUGGCGUCCGCAGCCACUGGUGGCCAUGUCUAUGCGCUGGGGGGAUCCUGGAGCGCUACACGGAGCAGUGUAGUGGCGACGGUGGAGAUGUUUGAUGUGGGAACUGAGCAGUGGGUGGAUGUGGCGCCUUUCCAGGUGCCGCGCGCGUACCAUGCCGCGGCGGCGCACGAGGGGCGGAUCUACGUGGUGGGUGGCCUCAACACCGAGGGUCGACGCCUCAAGAGUGUGGAAUGCAUGGACCCACGCGAAGGUAUUUGGCGCCCGGCACCCAGCCUCUUGAGCCCCCGCAGUGCUUUGGCCACUGCUGUGCUGGACGGGCUCUAUGCCCUAGGCGGUGCCGAGGCCAACACCGGCGCGGCCUCCGCGCGGGUGGAGCAUUUGAACGUGCGCAUGGGCUCCUGGAUGUCCGUCUCACCCAUGCCCACGGCUCGACAAGGCCUCGCGGCCAGCGCCUUGGGCGGCCGCCAUGGGGUGCUCUUGGCCAUCGGCGGGCGCCGAGGUGACCCGGAGCACGGAGGAUUGGCCCGGAGCACUGAAGAAGGUGGAUCGGAGCAGGUGCCGCCUUGAGUGCGGUCGAGCGCUAUUGGCCCCAUAGUGCCGCCGCUCCGUGGGCUACGGACUGCGCGCCGCUGCCCUUCCCGUCGCGCAGCGCGCUGGCGGCCGCCGCGCUGGACGAGCAGACUCUGUUGGUGCUGGGCGGCCAAGCGGACCGCGGCAGCACAGCACCCAGCCCGCUCAGCGUGGUCGAGCGCUACGAGCUCCACGCAUAGCACAAGAACAGCAUGCCACUGCUUGGGAGCGGCGUUCACUGCGGUGGCGACCAGGGUCGCCCUGAAACCUUGGCGGUCCUCCCGGGGCAAUCAAAGCAUUGCCCUGAAAGCUACCGGAGUCAUACGGACCCUCCGUGCAAGCGGUGGUCCGCGUCGAACACCGUGGAGCGCGUCGAACGAUGCGGAUGUGAGAUGGAGAUGAUGUGGAUUGGGAGGAACGUUUCUGUGAGGUGGUUUGUUCAGUAGAAUUUCACCAUAGAGGA
Messenger RNA from Durusdinium trenchii, 2431 nucleotides. The record is from the annotation of a GenBank genome assembly. Lineage: Eukaryota; Dinophyceae; Suessiales; Symbiodiniaceae.